CCUCACACUCUUGUCUAGUACAGCCGGUUCACACACCACGUGCAAAUAAAAUCACACUGCUAGAGGCAACGAGUGGCCGCCGUAGCUGCUGCCUUACACGUUCUACUCCCCGACACACGGAAACCACCUCGCGUGCAUCGCUCUCUGCUUUUUGUGGCUAAAAACUCAGAAUGCUUGGAGCCAGGCUCGGCCGAUCUGUUGCCAAGAGGCAACUGGCGCACAUCCGGGGAGGCCCGUCCUCCGCCUCCUCCCCACUGCCCCUAUGCGCGGCCGCCUCGCGGCGGGCUCUGUCCUCCAAGGGACCAGCCGGUGACAUCAUCGGCAUCGACCUUGGCACGACCAACUCUUGUGUGGCUAUCAUGGAGGGCAGGAAUGCGCGAGUAAUCGAGAACACCGAGGGGGCGCGGACUACCCCCUCUGUCGUGGCCUUUCAGCCGGACGGAACGCGAUUGGUCGGGCUCGUGGCGAAGCGGCAGUCUGUGACCAACCCGGAGUCUACUUUGUACGCGACCAAGCGUCUCAUCGGCCGCCGGUUCAAGGACAAGGAGGUGCAGGGCGUACAAAAGCUGGUGCCGUACAAGAUCGUGGAAAGCCAGGACGGAGCUGCGUGGGUUGAGGUGCAGGGGAACAAGAUGAGCCCUUCCCAGGUUGGGUCUAUGGUGCUGACUAAAAUGAAGGAGACCUCGGAGAGUUUCCUCGGGCGACCAGUUGGCAAGGCCGUGGUGACGGUGCCGGCCUACUUCAACGACUCGCAGAGACAAGCUACCAAGGACGCCGGACGCAUCGCGGGCUUGGAGGUGAUGCGCAUCAUCAACGAGCCCACAGCGGCCGCUCUCGCGUACGGCCUGGACAAGGCGGAUGGAAAGCUUAUCGCUGUCUUCGACUUGGGUGGGGGUACGUUCGAUAUCUCCAUCCUCGAAAUCAGUGGGGGCGUGUUUGAGGUCAAGUCCACGAACGGUGACACCAUGCUCGGUGGGGAGGACUUCGACGAAGUGCUCCUCAAGCACCUUCUGUCGGAAUUCCGCAAGGAGUCCGGCAUCGACCUGUCGGGGGACACGUUGGCGAUGCAGCGUCUGCGUGAAGCGGCAGAGAAGGCGAAGCGGGAGCUUGACGGGAUGCCCCAGACGGACGUCUCCCUCCCGUUCAUCACGGCCGACUCCUCCGGCCCUAAGCACAUGAACGUGAAGGUGACCCGGGCGGAGUUCGAGAACCUCGUGGACGGCCUGAUCGAGAGGGCCAUCAAGCCCUGCAAGGACUGCAUGCGCGACGCGGGACUCGAGACCAACGAGGUGCACGAGGUGCUUCUUGUUGGCGGCAUGACCCGCAUGCCAAAGGUCCAGUCGAAGGUCGAGGCGUUCUUCGGCAAGCCGCCUUCCAGGGGAGUCAACCCCGAUGAGGUCGUCGCCAUGGGGGCUGCGAUCCAGGGAGGUGUCCUGAGGGGAAGCGUGAAGGACAUCCUGUUGUUGGACGUGACCCCCCUGUCUUUGGGUAUCGAAACGCUCGGCGGCGUUAUGACCAAGCUCAUCAACCGUAACACCACCAUCCCGACCAAGAAGGUCCAGACGUUCUCCACUGCGGCGGACAACCAGAGCCAGGUGCAGAUCAAGGCGCUCCAGGGGGAGCGUGAGAUGGCCACCGACAACAAGAUGCUCGGCCAGUUCGACCUCGUCGGCAUCCCUCCCGCACAAAGGGGUGUGCCGCAGAUCGAGGUCUCGUUCGACAUCGACGCGGACGGCAUCUUGCACGUGGGCGCUAAGGACAAGCAGACCGGCAAGGAACAGAGCAUCGUCAUCCAGAGCUCUGGAGGACUCGGGGAGGCCGACAUCGAGAAGAUGGUGAGAGACGCGGAGGAGCACGCGGAAGCCGACAAGAAGCGGCGAGACCUCAUCGAGGCCAAAAACAGCGCAGACUCAGCCGUAUACGGCACCGAGAAGAACUUGUUGGAGCACAAGGACAAGAUCCCGGAGGACGUGAAGGCAGACGUGCAGAAGGCCAUCGACGAGCUCAAGGCCGUCAUGGAGUCUGAGGACACCGAGGAGAUCAAGGAGAAGGUCCAGGCGCUCCAGACGGCGGCGCUCAAGAUCGGUGAGGCAAUCUACGGCAACAAGGGGGCGGCGGGGGAUGAUGCGGAAGGGGCGCCAGAUGGGGGCGACGUACAUUCCGACAAGGAAAACAUUCAGGACGCGGAGUUCGAGGAGAAGAAGGAGGAGGGGGAGGGCGAGAAGAAGUCUCAAUGAGUGGUUGAUAAUUAGGAAAGCUCUUGGAAUUUUCUUUCGGGAUGUUGAAGUAGUAGUUUUUGUCUCACCGGCGGGUGUUUUUGUUUGCAAGAGUUGCCCCAACUCAAGCGUACGACCAAAGGUUCAGGGAGGGAGAGGGUAUUGAGGCGGGUGAUUGUGUUAUUUCUUACGUGUCCGUCCUUGGUUGCAGCAGGUUCAGUUUAGAGGGUUGGGAACGGGCGAAGGCUGUUUGCCGUAGACUGCUCGAGAUGGAUGAUUAUUUUGCCCACGCGAUCAUGGUUGCAGCUAUUUUUGCUUCGGUGGUCCUGUUUUUCAAAAAAUUUGUUCUGCCGCUUUGUUUCUUUUGGAUAAAUGGAACUCAAAGUUGAAUGCAACGGCGUACGUCGAGGUGCUCAAAACCCGACCACACGGCAACGACAUUUGGCCCAGGAUAUCGCCUGUUCGGGUGUGAAAUACAAUAGUCACAGAGCUUCAGUGCCCGUACGUUGUCUCAAAGAAGAGUCAGAAGUUGGGAUGCAUGACUCUAAGGCUGUAUCCACGUGCACACCGUGACGUGCGCAAAUUAUCGCACACACCCCAACCGACUUUGACAGCUUCAAGGCCCAACGGACCAACAUACCAAGGAGGGUGGUUUUGGAAAGCGUUGAAAGGUGAUUCCUUGCUUCCAUCGGUCGGCUUUCGAACCCUUGGAUGUAGA
Ectocarpus sp. CCAP 1310/34 is the source of this 2934-nucleotide messenger RNA. Lineage: Eukaryota; Phaeophyceae; Ectocarpales; Ectocarpaceae. The record is from the annotation of a GenBank genome assembly.